CAAAUAUUUAAUUUUUGUUCAUUAUAUCUUGACGUGGUUAGGCCCACAAAGGUCAUAGCCUACUAUGAACAAUCCAAGCCCAUCACUUAGAGCCCAACACAUAACCCAACUGAUGAGAUCCUGAACAGCUGGAAGCCAACAUGGCACGAAGAACCAAGGAUAUUCAGACAUGUAGCAGGCAAAGGACAAGCCACAUCAACAGAGAAAGAUCUGCAAAGUUAUUGUCACUGUACAUCGCCAUUAAUGCAGUCCAUCACAGCAUUUAUUACGACAAUACCUCUCCGUCGGAACAGUACCCCCUCACCCUGAACAAGGUAAGUUAUAGCAUAGACUUUCGGCCAAGGUGGCAGGUUGGAAGGGAUGGCGAAAUGGUUACCAAAGGAUAUAAGCAGACGUUGAAGAUAAGAAGAAGGUUCUCAGGUGGGCUUGGCCAUUUAGAUAUCGGUUGGAGAAGCGUGAACCAGUCUGACCCAUUCCCUCUGAAACCCGUUGUAUCGUAACUGUAUUAUCAUAUCUUAAGUUUAAAGUUUGAGUGGUGUUUUUUUCCCUAUUCGGUGUGUUUAUUUUAAAUAAAAAUAAAAUACAUAUGUAUGUUCAUUGGUGUAUAUAAAUAAUAUAAAAUAUAUUUGUGGUUAAGUUGGCACAAAUAUUUAAUUUUUGUUCA
This is a messenger RNA of Camellia sinensis, 664 nucleotides long. The record is from RefSeq and is a predicted model, not a curated record. Lineage: Eukaryota; Viridiplantae; Streptophyta; Magnoliopsida; Ericales; Theaceae.